CGGUAAGAUGCAGUCAGGCUUUCUGCAGUAUAUCCACACACACUGGUUAACCGGUUUCUUUGUCCACGUGGUGGAACAUGCCUCCUGCUCCAGCAGAUGUUUUGGGCUCCAAGCCCCUGGAUGGCGGUUGGGGCUGGAUGGUGGUGAUUGGGGCCCAUAUUUCCAUUGGGUUUGCCUACUCCACACCCAAAGCCCUUUCCAUUUUCUUUAAAGACAUUCAAGAAGACUUGCAGGCUGGCUACAGUGAAAUAGCAUGGAUUUCCUCUAUUAUGCUAGCUGCCAUGUAUGCAGGAGGACCGGUGAGCAGCAUGUUGGUCAAUCGUUUUGGGAGCCGACCAAUUGUCAUCAUGGGUGGACUGAUGUGUGGAGUGUCUAUGGUAACCGCAUCUUUUGGGAGCUCCAUCGCUUAUCUCUACUUCUGCAUUGGCGUCAUUGGAGGUUGUGGACUCGCCUUUAACCUGAAUGCAUCUCUCACCAUCAUCAGUAAAUAUUUUCUGGCCAGGCGUCCUUUAGCCAAUGGACUUGCUAUGGCUGGCAGUCCAGUGUUCCUGUGUUUCCUGGCUCCUCUUAACCAAUAUCUACUGGGCACAUAUGGCUGGAGAGGAAGCCUCCUUAUCCUAGGGGGUCUGAUGCUCAACUGUUGUGUUGCUGGAGCCCUCAUGCGACCUGUUUGUAAGCCACUCUCUUGUGCACCGCAGCAAAACGUGGAUCGGCCAAAUAAGUGCAAGACUAAGAUAAAAGGAAGCUGUGUGAAGAACACAAAGAAGUUUGUGGAUCUGUCCUUUUUCAGGGACAGGGGCUUUGUCAUUUACCUAAUAGGAAAUGUCAUGUUCAUCUUUGGAGCGUAUGCACCCAUUGUGUUCCUGUCUACCUAUGCUGUUAGCCAAGGUGUUGAGAGGUACUCUGCAGCCUACCUGCUCUCCAUUAUGGGCUUUGUUGACAUGUUUGUUCGACCUGGCACCGGCCUGGUAGCCAACAGCAAGUGGAUCAGGCCUAGAAUUCAGUACUUCUUCAGCUUUGCCAUGGUUUUUAAUGGAACGUGCCAUUUGCUGUGCCCUCUGAUGAAGAGCUAUACCCUCCUGGUGGUCUACGCAGUAUUUUUUGGUGUGGGGUUUGGGAUGGUUUUCGCCCUGAUAUUUGAAUGCCUUAUGGAUCUGAUGGGAAAUCAGCGCUUCCCCAGCGCCGUUGGACUUGUCACAAUCAUGGAGUGCUUCCCCAUGCUGCUGGGACCACCUGCUGCAGGGUUACUGGUAGACAUCUUUGGCGACUACAAGUACCUUUUCCUCAUGUGUGGCUCAGUCAUCACGACUGGCGGGCUUUUUCUCUUCGUCAUGAACAUCUACAACUACCACAUGCUGGAGAAAGAAAAGAGAGCUAAAGACCGAGAGCGUAACCAAACUAACAUAGAGAACCAGGAGCAGAUGAGGAUCUCAGCGGCAGAGAUGGAGCAGCCUGAAGCUGAGGAGACGGAGAUGAGCACAGCCCAGCAGGACCCAGAGAGCGCCGAAACAAAAUGAAAUGUGAUUGCUUUAUUUAGCGUGAAUGCAGCGGGAUGAUAGUUGUAGCUGUACAGGUUGAUCUUAGCACAGAUUGCUUUCUGCUUGCCCACACUCAUUUUUAACAGACUGAUUUAUUCGUUCAGUCAGUCGGCAAUUACUUUGACAUUUGAUGAACUGUAAAGUCUUUCAACCAGCAGACAACACAGAGACUACAGCCAUGCUAACAGGUUGUAUAGCAAUUUGAGCUAAUUGCUAAUAUCGGCGCGCAAAGCUGCUUAACGUAGUUAAACGUGGAGAUUUCUCACUGGUAUAAAUUUGACUAUAUUCACCAUGUUAGCUUAGUGUGUUUACUUUUAUUUUUUUUUCUUAUUACUUUUGCUUAUUAGCACAAAGUAGAGCUAAAGUUGAUGGAAGUUUUGCUGUACAAGCCAUACAUGAACAACUUUGACCUGGUUAUGGCUCUUGAUGAAGAAUUGAAGAUGGUUAACCAAUUUUUUGAAAGUUUAAAAAAGGUUAGCUACCUUUCCUGUGCAUGUGAGUUUGUGCAGCCUGUAAGUAAAUAUCAGUAUUGGGUCAAGUUUUUUUAAGAUGAGAAAUGCAUCCUGUUGGAAUACCUUUUGUGUUACCAAAA
Pelmatolapia mariae (spotted tilapia) is the source of this 2130-nucleotide messenger RNA. Its product is annotated as monocarboxylate transporter 2-like. The record is from RefSeq and is a predicted model, not a curated record. The transcript is spliced from 5 exons. Bases 78 to 1517 code for a protein of 479 amino acids. Gene Ontology annotation, cellular component: plasma membrane. Gene Ontology annotation, biological process: monocarboxylic acid transport; transmembrane transport. Gene Ontology annotation, molecular function: monocarboxylic acid transmembrane transporter activity. NCBI's taxonomy places the organism in Eukaryota, Metazoa, Chordata, Actinopteri, Cichliformes, Cichlidae.